AUGAUAUCCGCUGGGCCCAUGUUCCUCACUAUGGUGAUAAAGGAUUACUUGCUUCAGCAGCCUUCGCUUCCCUCGCCGGCAGUAAGGGUCAUCAAUGCAACGGAGUUAGCACCGUAUAUUACCGACCUGGAGGGCGGCACUUGGCAUAGAUCAGACGCACAGGUAGUCAUGUGGAUUGGACGUAGGCCAUGGACUUGGUUCCUCAUGGGAGCGAUUGGGCUAGCUGCUGGCUUGUCCAUCUUCCACCGUGUACUCAUGCUUAUUCUUGAUCGUGUGCUUCGUAAGGCUGAGUCCAGUCACAGCAACCCAAAGUUGGCCAAGGCAUCAUGA
This is a messenger RNA of Penicillium soppii, 330 nucleotides long. RefSeq lists its product as uncharacterized. The coding region runs from base 1 to 330 and encodes 109 amino acids. The transcript has a single exon. Lineage: Eukaryota; Fungi; Ascomycota; Eurotiomycetes; Eurotiales; Aspergillaceae. The record is from RefSeq and is a predicted model, not a curated record.